AUGUGUGUACUUAAUUUCCGUUUCACGAAGGCCGACGUUAUUCACUUGGCAAAUGCGCUGCGGUUACCUGAUUGUUUUGUGUGCAAGAAUGGCACUGUUGCUAGCAAAUUGGAAGGAUUAUGCAUGCUUUUACGUCGACUAGCCUAUCCCAAUCGUUUGACUGAUAUGGUUCAAAUGUUUGGUCGGUCCAAAUCCGAGUUGAGUAUGGUAAUCAACAGUGCUCUUGAUUUUGUAUUCAACCAGCAUCAUUCGCUGUUAAAUAACCUAAAUGUACCUUGGCUGGCUCCAGAAAGGUUGAACGAAAUGGCAAGGGCUGUUCACGAGAAAGGGGCAGCCCUUGAUAAUGUAUGGGGAUUUGUUGAUGGCACAGUAAAGUAGUUAAGGUUAUGUUGUGCGAUAUGGCAUUGUAGAGAAGUAAUCAUAAUAAAUUCAGGGGAAAUGUCAUAAAUACUGUGCUCAAACAGUUUUGCUUUAUAAAUGUAGGUACGGCCAAUCAGUCGACCAAAGUUGCACCAGAAUGUUAUGUACAACGGUCAUAAAAGGGUACAUGCCAUUAAAUGGCAGGCUGUAAAUGCUGCAAUAGGACUAAUUGUUCAUCUUUAUGGGCCUGUAGGUAAGUAUUUAAUGAAAUCAAAUACACAUGUAUUUUUCCAGAAGGCAAACGUCAUGAUGCUGCAAUGCUAAUGAUGUCAGGUUUGUACCCCCAACUGGAGGUGUAUUCCCAUGAUGGUAAUGGUAACCCUAUAGCCAUAUAUGGUGAUCCGGCAUAUCCUCAUAGGGUUCAUCUGCAGAGCCCAUACAAAGGGGUAAACCUAACUGAUGCCCAGAAACAAUUUAAUCAAUCCAUGAGUGCUGUUAGAGUUUGUGUGAAGUGGCCAUUUGGAGAAAUCGUGAAGUACUUUGCUUUUAAUGAUUUUAAGAAAAAUCUUAAAAUUGGUCUACAAUCAGUUGCAAAGAUUUACGCAGUUUCAUGCUUGAUUUAUAAUGCUAAAGUGUGCCUUCAGGGUUCUAAUACAGCAAGUUACUAUGGACUGAAUCCCCCAACUAUAGAUGAAUACUUUAGUCAAUCCAUAUAA
Paramuricea clavata is the source of this 1076-nucleotide messenger RNA. Lineage: Eukaryota; Metazoa; Cnidaria; Anthozoa; Malacalcyonacea; Plexauridae. The record is from the annotation of a GenBank genome assembly.